Molecule: messenger RNA, 2079 nt
Organism: Asterias rubens (European starfish)
Lineage: Eukaryota; Metazoa; Echinodermata; Asteroidea; Forcipulatida; Asteriidae
Exons: 2
Coding region: 1-2079 (692 amino acids)
Molecular function (GO): nucleic acid binding
Source: RefSeq, a predicted model, not a curated record
AUGCUCACCGGUCCAGACCUGAAUAACAGCCUCCUUGGAGUUUUGAUACGCUUCAGGAAGGAACCUGUAGCAAUCGUCGCAGACAUUCAGCAGAUGUUCUACUGCUUUGGUGUGAGAGAGGACCAUAGAGACCAUUUGCGAUUCCUCUGGUACAGAGACAACGACUUGACGAAAGACAUCAUCGACUACAGGAUGACAGUUCAUGUUUUUGGUAACAGCCCAUCUCCUGCUGUCGCCAUAUACGGUCUCAGACGAGCUGCCCAAGAAGGAGAAAGCGACCACGGUGCAGACACACGAGAAUUCGUAGAAAGACAUUUCUAUGUCGACGAUGGACUUACGUCUCUUCCCACUCCCAUUGAGGCAAUCGAUCUAUUGCAGAGGACCCGAGCAUCACUUGCAGAAUCAAACCUACGAUUGCACAAGAUCGCUUCAAACAACGCCGCAGUGAUGGCAGCCUUUCCACCAGAGGACCACGCCAAAGGUAUGAAAGAUUUGGGCCUCGGUGGCGAAAGCGGAGUCGUACAACGCAGCCUAGGUUUAUGCUGGGAAAUCACUAUGGACACAUUCACAUUCAGGGUGACGACCGACGACAAGCCAUUUACUCGCCGUGGAGUACUGUCAAUGGUAAAUAGCCUUUACGACCCUCUCGGCCUGGUAGCCCCGGUAACCAUACAAGGCAGAGCCCUACUUCGUGAACUCACAACCAAUGCUUGCCACUGGGACACACCUCUCCCCAAAGACAGCCUGAAAGAAUGGGAGAUGUGGAGAGAUUCGCUUCAGGAUCUGAAGGAGCUUCAUAUCCCUCGCACAUACGCCAUGAAGUCUCUCACCAAGGUACGGCAAACCGAGUUGUGUGUGUUCUCAGAUGCGUCCACCAGAGCCAUUGGUGCAGUAGCUUAUCUCCGAACCCUUGACGAAAACGGACAGACCGCAGUGGGAUUCGUCCUCGGAAAAGCUAAGCUAGCCCCUCUGUCCGAACCUACCAUACCUCGACUGGAACUAUGUGCUGCAGUGCUAGCAGUAGAGAUGGCAGAGCUCAUCCUAGACGAAAUAGACCUCAAAAUUGAUGCGGUGAAAUUCUACUGUGACAGUAAAGUUGUACUAGGUUACAUUAACAACGAAUCCAAGCGAUUUUACGUAUACGUACACAACAGAGUCGAGCGUAUACGUCAGUCAACAAAGCCAGAUCAGUGGCACUACGUGCCUACAGAGCACAAUCCAGCAGACCACGCUUCACGGGGAAUUCCAGCUUCCCAGCUCGCAAGUACAUCAUGGUUCACGGGACCGCCAUUUCUCUUCAAGCUGAACCAAUCUCCUUCAGAGAAAUCGAACCCCUUCGAGCUAGUUGAUCCAGAGCUAGAUGUAGAAAUCCGUCCCCAGGUGACAAGUUUCGCUACCCAGACGAAAAUGACAACACUUACACCCAAACGCUUUCAACGUUUCUCGACGUGGAACUCACUCCUGAGAGCAGUUACUUUCCUCAUCCAUGUCGUUCGUUCCCGCAAGAUGGACCCAGCAAGUCAGUCAACUAAAUGCAGUGGACAGCACAAGCCAUAUACUCCAGACGAGCUGGCUCAAGCAAAAGAUGUUAUCAUCAAGUCAGUCCAGAGAGAGUUCUACUCAGGGGAGUUUACAAACCUUGACCAGAAGAAAGAUGUUCCCAAGAACAGUUCUCUCACAAAGCUGAAUCCUGUUUUGGAAGAGGGCUUCAUCAGAGUGGGAGGUCGUCUCAAACAUGCACAGCUAGACCGUGACGAGAAGAACCCAAUUAUUUUGCCAGGUAACCACCACGUUUGCACACUGCUAGUACGCCACUACCACGAGCAGGUGAAACACCAAGGUCGCCAUUUUACGGAAGGGACCAUCAGAGCAUCCGGCCUAUGGAUUGUCGGUGGUAAGAGACUCAUAAACUCAGUCCUACAUAAGUGCGUCAUAUGCAAGAAGCUCCGUGGGAAGUUGGAAGAACAGAAGAUGGCGGACCUGCCACCUGAGCGACUCAAUACAUCUCCACCAUUCACAUACCGAAACAGCUUAGAUCCGACUGCGGAACCAACUUCGUUGGAGCCUGCAAUGAGCUGA